UCACACACAGAAGCAAAAUCGUUUAGCGAAGAUUUUUUUAUUUUAUUUUAUUUUGGUGGAGGCUGCUUCCUUCUCCUAAAAGAAGAAUAAUCUCUUACAAAUCCUUGAAGCGAAGAAACUUUGGUGUUAGGGUUUAUCUCUCUAUCUGUUGGCGAUGGCAAGUAGUUGAAUUCAAAUUAUUUGGUGGUAACUAGUAGUUUGCAGCAAGUCAUAGGCGUUGGAAAUGAGUGGUUUGGGGAGGAAACAUGUUUCUAAAUGGGACUCUAAGGAAGACACACAUCAUCAUCAUCCUAGCGUAGAUGUAACAUCAGGUUCUCAUUACCGUGACAAGGAUCCACAGCCUGUCCUGUUCAACGCAGGCAGUAAUGCAAAUGCAAGUAGGAGGUCUUCGGAAGAUCAGCACUCCAGUCAAGCUAGGACUAGAGGCAGAGUUUCACAGAAUAACGAUAACAGUUAUUAUUCUGAACAAGAUGAGACUAGGCAGCAAUUUUCACAUAGGAGUGAUAGUAGAAGUUAUAGCAGAAGUAGAAGCCGUAGCAGAAGCCCUGUCUUUAGACCAAGGCGAGAUCAUGCAGGAUCUUAUGACAGACACAAGGAGACCAGAACACGAGAUGAGUUCAACAAGCCAGGCAGUGAUUAUGGUUGGGAAGAUAAAGCUAGUAGAAAGCCAAGGGAGACAAGAUAUCACGCAAAUGAUUUCAGAGGUGCAAGGUCUUCAGACUAUGAUGAUACUGAGGAACGUUCUAGAAGGGAGCAUUUACAUGACGGCGUUUCAGACCCGAGGUUGAGAAGACAAGGAAGCGAGCUGACAGGAGAGAAAGAAACGCAACCAAGAGGUGGUGAUGGUGAGGGACGGUUCCGCAGGAGCUCGGAGAUACCCUGCAAGUUUUUCGCAGCAGGGAACUGUCGUAAUGGCCAUCAUUGCAGGUUCUCUCAUCAUCGUGGUGUUGAUAGAAAGCAGCCUCAAGAGAACCAGAACAGCUUUUAUAGACAGGACAGCAACUAUCACAGUGGUCAUAAUAGAUGGAACGGUGAUGAAAGAUUGGAUAAUGGAAAGCUCAGUAAAGGGACUUGUGAAACUAAGGGUAGUAGCUGGAUUGGUGACAUGGAGAUGUCUCCAGAUUGGAACUAUAGUGCUCAUAACUUGAAAAAACGUAUGAAAGAAGAGCCUGGUGUUGGUCAGAGUUCAAAGUCUCGAGUUGAUGAUCAGAGGAGCAGUGGUAUGUAUUCAUAUGGUGGCAACAAACCCAUGCUUGAGAAACCUAUAGUAGCUGAUUCUCAUCAGAACUACAACAAUGUGGUGAAUACUGCUCCUCCAGUUCAAGCUUAUAAUCAAAAUCAUCAUGAUGUAUUGCCGUACCAAAACUCGCCAACCCCUGGAGGAACUCAACACCAAGUGAUAGCUGCUGCUGCUGCUGCUGCUGCUACAGAUUUCUCAGUAGGCUUGAACUUUAGAAACCCCGAGAGCGUAAAAGCUUAUAAUGAUAAUCAUCAUUCAAUGGUGGAGAAAGCUGUUCCGGCUCAAAGUAGUGUGACCAGGGAACAAAAAGAUCAGCUUAGCAACAUCUCAGCAACUAUAGCGCAGCUUCUUGCAAAUGCACAGCCCAUUCCACAGCUUACACAAGCACUGCAGAUGCACUUGCAUUCAGAAUCUUCCAUGGCUGUUCAACCAAAUCAUGCUACUACUCAGAGUAACAACCCAUUUGGGAUGAGCACUGACACUGCGACUGCAUCACAGGCAACCAAUGUCGAUGGGGUUCAGGAACUGCCGGUAAACCCCAAGGCUUCUGAGGAAAACGGAGACACAAAGACCACUGACGAAGCUAGUAAACAAGAAGAGUUUAAGAAAGCUGGAGAAGAUGUCAAAGAAGCUGAUAACAUUGUAGAUGAAGAUGAUGAUGAUGGGAGCGAUGAAGAAGAAGAAGAAGAAGAAGACAAGAAAGAGAUGAAAGACCCGAAAGGAAUGAGGACGUUCAAGUUUGCGCUUGUUGAGAUUGUGAAGGAGCUUCUGAAACCAGCUUGGAAAGAAGGUAAGAUGAAGAAAGAUGGUUACAAGAACAUAGUGAAGAAAGUAGUUGAGAAAGUGACUGGCUCUAUGCAAAGUGGAAACGUUCCUCAAACACAGGAGAAGAUUGACCAUUAUCUAUCCGCUUCCAAACCGAAGCUUACAAAGCUCGUUCAGGCAUAUAUCAGUAAAGCCAAGAAGACGUAAAUUAAUUUCAUCUCUUGCCAUCAUCAUUAACCUUAUCUGGAACUGUAUUCUUAAAACCUGCUUAGUCUUUAAAGGAAGAUGAAGUGACGACCAUCUCUCAGUUCUGUAGAUAUACCAUAAGAGAUUUUUGUCCUGAAUGUUCCUUUUUCUUUUUCCGACAUGGUGAUAUGGUCCAGUCACAUAGACCAAGGAAUGUGUUCUGUCUUUUUAUAGAAACUUAGACCAGAUUUUCAGUGA
Brassica napus (rape) is the source of this 2449-nucleotide messenger RNA. Its product is annotated as zinc finger CCCH domain-containing protein 38. Lineage: Eukaryota; Viridiplantae; Streptophyta; Magnoliopsida; Brassicales; Brassicaceae. The record is from RefSeq and is a predicted model, not a curated record. Gene Ontology annotation, molecular function: metal ion binding. Bases 224 to 2212 code for a protein of 662 amino acids. The transcript has 5 exons.